AUACAUUGGUCUCCAUUUCAGUAUUUAUGUUUAUUCUUAUUAUUUUUAAUAUGUUUGUUUGUGUCAAGGUAUUUUUCAAAGAUGCAAUAACCCCACCUCACAGAGCUCCACAGGAAAAGUCACAUUUCCUAAAGGAAGGUAGAAGUACGUCAAGCGUCUGUUUCUCUCGAAAGAAACAUUCAACUGAGUCCAGCAGCUUCUUCUCAAGAACAGCCGAAUCUCUGCAAACACUGAGUGUCAAUAUGUCUGCUGCCAGCAGUCUGCGAACUGAAGAUGAGUUUCUCUGCUCCAUCUGUCUGGAUGUGUUCACUGAUCCAGUCACCAUACCAUGUAGACACAACUUCUGUAAAACCUGCAUCACUAAACAUUGGCAAAUUAAUGUUCCCUAUAAGUGUCCCAACUGUAGAGAGGUUUUCUAUACAAAACCUGAGCUGCAGGUCAAUACUUCAAUCUCAGAGAUGGCUGCUCAGUUCAGACCGUCAGCUCAACAGAAACCAAAAGAAAUUCCCCGUGAUAUCUACUAUGGAUCCAAAAAUAAGACCUGGAUGUUCUUCCUGCUGUGUCUGAUGUGUGUCGUCAUGGCCUGGAUGGUUUCAAAACAAAAGAAGCAUCUUGUUGGUCCUCAGAAAGAAGAAUAUGAAGCAAAGAAAGCUGAGCUGGGGAAGACGGGAGCUGAAAUCCAGCAGAUGAUCCAGAAGAGACAAAUGAAGAUUCAGGAGAUCAAACACUCAGUGGAGCUCAGUGAUGAAGAUGCUGACAGAGAGAUAUCAGAAGGUGUUCAGAUCUUCACUGCUCUGAAGGAGUCUCUGAAGGAGUAUAUUGAGAGAAGCCAGGCCGAGCUCAUAUGGAUGAUCCAAGAGAAGCAGAGAAUGACAGAGGAACCAGCUGAAGGCUUCAUCAAAGACCUGGAACAGGAAAUCUCUGAGCUGCAGAAGAGAAGCACUGAGGUGGAGCAGCUCUUACAGUCUGAAGACCACCUCCACCUCCUCCAGAGCUUCACGUCCCUGAAUGCUGUUCCACCCACCAAGGACUGGACAGAAGUCAACGUCCGUCCACCUUCAUAUGAGGGGACUGUGAGGAGAUCUGUGACUCACCUAGAGGAGACGCUCAGUGAACAGUUGAAGAAACUACUAAAGGUCGAGCUAAAGAGGGUCCAGCAGUCUGCAGUGGAUGUGACUCUCGAUCCUGAUACAGCACAUCCUGCUCUCAUCCUGUCUAAUGACAGAAAACAAGUUAAACAUGGUAAUGUGCGAAAGAAUCUGCCAGACAAUCCAGAAAGGUUUGAUAAAUGUGUUAUUGUCUUAGCAAACCAGAGUUUCUCUUCAGGAAGAUUUUAUUACGAGGUUCAGGUUAAAGGGAAGACUUCGUGGGAUUUAGGAGUGGCCAGAGAGUCGAUCAACAGGAAGGGACAAAUCACACUGAGGCCUCAGGAUGGUUACUGGACGAUAGUGUUGAGAAAUGACAAGGAGUACAAAGCUGCUGCUGGCCCUAAUGUCCAUCUGUCUCUGAAGUCUCGGCCUCAGAAGGUGGGGGUGUUUGUGGAUUAUGAGGAGGGUCUGGUCUCCUUUUAUGACGUUGAUGCUGCAGCUCUUAUCUACUCCUUUACUGGCUGCUCCUUCACUGAGAAACUCUACCCAUUCUUCAGUCCCUACCUUAAUGACGGUGGUAAAAACUCUGCCCCUCUGAUCAUCUCUCCUGUCAGUCACUGA
Molecule: messenger RNA, 1709 nt
Organism: Perca fluviatilis (European perch)
Lineage: Eukaryota; Metazoa; Chordata; Actinopteri; Perciformes; Percidae
Product: E3 ubiquitin-protein ligase TRIM21-like
Exons: 3
Coding region: 27-1709 (560 amino acids)
Molecular function (GO): protein binding
Source: RefSeq, a predicted model, not a curated record